CCUGUUGUUGUUGUUAUGAAGGUGCAGCUUUCUCAUCCACCUUUUUACCCAAAGUUACUCCAUCAAGAGAACAGCAGAUAACAUUUGAUUUUCAUCGUCGUGACGUUAUCAGAAAACCGUUUUCAACAUGAACCAACUACAGUAUUACAAACCUUUCUUCUCCGUCUUCGUCCCCUUGUUGGCGCUGCUUUGCUCCGUCCAAUCCUCACCGCGGACAGACCCUCCGAUCCGCCCCGAUCACCCCUUCCUCUUCAUGUGGAACGCUCCGACAGAACUCUGCGAUCUUCGCUUCGGGAUGCCGCUCGACCUCUCGCACUUCCACUCCGUCAGCAGCACCCUGAAGACGGCCACCAACCAAAACCUGUCCAUCUUCUACACCGAUCGAUUCGGCCUUUUCCCCUACGUGGACGAAGACACGGGCGAGAUGUACGACGAAGGUCUACCGCAGCUCAUCGAUCUGCAAGAGCAUCACGAACUAGCCGAAGACGACAUCGAGUACUACAUCCCGUACGAUCACCCGGGCCUCGCUGUGCUGGACUUUGAAGAAUGGAGGCCUCAGUGGGUCAGAAACUGGGGCAGCAAGGACAUCUACCGGCAGAUCUCCAUCGAGACGGUGCAGAAGAAGAACGCAUCGUUGUCCGAAGAUGAAGCGGAAGACCGGGCGAAGAUCGUGUUCGAACGCGGAGCCAGGAAGUACUUUAUCCGAUCUAUUCGCAUCGGGAAGAGGCUGAGACCCCACAGACUCUGGGGUUAUUAUCUGUACCCCGACUGCUACAACUACGACUACAACAAGGACAUGGAGGGCUUCACCGGAGAGUGUCCGAACAUCGAGAAGGACCGGAACGACGAGCUGCUGUGGCUUUGGAAAGAGUCCACAGCGCUUUUUCCCUCCAUUUACCUGGAGCUGGUGCUCAGAGACUCCCAGCAGGCACGAAGGUUCGUCCGGCAUCGAAUCCAGGAGGCCAUGAGGGUCUCAAUGCUACCCAACAGCUCCUACUCCAUCCCCGUCUACGCCUACAUACGACCCGUGUACAAAGACAGCAUCGACGACUACAUGUCAGAGCUCGAUCUGGUGAACACGAUAGGAGAAGCGGCUGCUCUCGGUGCCGCUGGCAUCGUUUCCUGGGGAGACAUGAACGUCACCGAAUCAGAGGACUCGUGCUUGGACGCCCGCCUCCACCUGCAGAAGGUGAUGAACCCGUACAUCCUGAACGUCACCACGGCGACGCGUCUCUGCAGCGACUUGCUGUGUCAGAGUCGCGGUCGCUGCGUGAGGAAACGAUGGGACGAAGACGUCUUCCUGCACCUCGACCCGCGGAGAUAUCGGAUCCAUCGAAAGCACCGUGGGGGGCCGCUGACGGUGAGCGGAGGCUUCUCAUUGGACGACGUUAAAACAUUCAAUGCAAGCUUCGACUGCAUGUGUUUCAGCGAGGCUCCGUGUCGCUUUGUGUCCACGUUUAACGCCAUCCAACCGCAACGGUCCGCAGUGACCACGAGGAACAGAGGAGCAGAUAAGCCCCGCCCCUUUCUGCUGGUUACGAUACUGCUCUGUUUGAAGUGUGUCGUCACGUGGAUUUAAGUUAAAAACACACAAACCUGAGAUACAGGAUGAGAGGCUGCAGGCAGUAAAGGACAAUUUUAAGUUUUUUCAGCAUGUUGUUUAAAUCUUGUUAAGAUAAGAGAGUGCUUUAUUGAUCCCAAAUUGGGAAAUGUUACUGUGCAUUAAAGAAAUGUAUCAUUGACCAACA
This is a messenger RNA of Notothenia coriiceps (black rockcod), 1748 nucleotides long. RefSeq names its product hyaluronidase PH-20-like. Bases 128 to 1579 code for a protein of 483 amino acids. The record is from RefSeq and is a predicted model, not a curated record. The transcript has 4 exons. Gene Ontology annotation, molecular function: hyalurononglucosaminidase activity. Gene Ontology annotation, cellular component: acrosomal vesicle. Lineage: Eukaryota; Metazoa; Chordata; Actinopteri; Perciformes; Nototheniidae. Gene Ontology annotation, biological process: hyaluronan catabolic process; carbohydrate metabolic process.